Messenger RNA from Acanthoscelides obtectus, 5320 nucleotides. NCBI's taxonomy places the organism in Eukaryota, Metazoa, Arthropoda, Insecta, Coleoptera, Chrysomelidae. The record is from the annotation of a GenBank genome assembly.
CGAUACUGUUAGGGGAGGCUGGAUGCUAUAGCGAAAGGGGUGUGUUAUUUUUAAGGGAUGUCUUUACAUCAAUUUCAGUUGCCUUUUUCCUAAUCUUCCGUUAUUUUUUGAAACAAUCAAUGACAGAAAUAAGAUGGUGCUAAAAAUUCGCGAUCUGAAGGAGAAGUGGGGUGCUAGUGUAUAAAAAAUGCCGCGGUGGUGGUUUUUUAUUUUUUGCUGUAUCGGGGGUAGCAGGGUGAGCGGCAGGACUUGUGGUUGGUUGGUUUAGCAAGGGCCAAUUAUUAUGUCGUGGGAAUCCUUGAAUUCACAACAUGAGUACGUCAGCAGCCGCCUGGGCGGACCCAUGGCUUUGGGUCUGGCCCAUCAGUUGUCCGCCACCCGGCUUCUAUCUUCCCCGGAUGUCAGUAGAUGCCGUAUGGACGAUGAAAUUUGGCCCCCCUGGUCAGACUCCUGUAGCAGCUUGCAUCGCGAGGCGUACGCCGAAGUUAGGGGGGUCAUGGGGUCACCUCCCCCCCGGAGGGAUACGCUUGCCUGUGGGGGUUGUUUCAGAGCGUGUAGGGCCAGGAUACAUCAAAGCAUUGCCAAGCGGAAGAUAGAUCAAGGGUUGCGGUUAUAUAAUCAGCACAAGCAGCAACAAGCUGUAAGGAAAUGGAAAUCUGCCUUAAAAGCUAUAAGGAAAAGAGAAGAUAAGUUUGGUUUACUAGGGUACCUUUAUCAAGCGUAUAUGGAUUGGGGUAAAUACAGGGACGCUUUGGAAUACGCUCAUCGACAACUUUGCAUAUCCGAAGAACUAAAUAGCUCAAACUUACGGGCAGAAUCCGAUUUAAAUAUAGCUAGGGCUCAUCAAAGACUUGGAGCGUUAGAAAGGGCCUUAACUUUUUCACGUCAGUCGCUAUACAACGAUCCUUCUCAACACGGUACGGCUGGUCACGUGCAUCUUACCGUUGGCUCUGUGUACGUGGAACUAGCCGGCUUCAAUAAGGCCCUCGACAGCUUCCAACUUGCUCAUAGGAUCGCCCAAGCUGUGCAUGAUCCUGCUUUGGAACUACAGGUAUACGUAGGACUUUCAGAGCUGUUCAGUAGACUUCAAGAUGCCGACAAAAGUGCAAAAUAUGCGUCUAAAGCUUAUGAUUUGUCGCGAUCUUUGCAGUUAGGGGACUUGAACUCCAGACAUCACAGAGCUGCCUUAUUGCAAAUGGCGUCAGCUUUAAGAAAACAGGGAGAAUUGGGUGACGCUCAUGACUACUGUUCGGAGGCUACAAGACUCGCAUUAGUGUCUGGAGACCAAGCCACAUACGCAAGAAGUAUUAGAAUAAUGGGUGAUAUUUAUAGGAAACGACAAGAUAUAAAUAAAGCCUUCAGACAGUACGAAACUGCCAUGGGAUCAGCGGCAGCCAUGGGAGACAGAGUGAUCCAGAUGGAAUCCAUGGAUGGAGCUGCUAGAUGUCUGGAAGCCUUAAGAUUACAGCACAAAAUCUGCAACUGCAGGCCACUAGAGUUUAACACUAGACUGUUGGAAGUUGCCAGUUCUGUUGGAGCGAAGUUGUUAGUAUUGAAGAUCCGAAUCCGGCUGUCCCGCAUUUACCACGCUUUGGGUGAUGAAGAUCAGAGACUUCAUCACGAAAGGGUCGCCUUCCGAGUCCAAGAGGAGUUGAAGUUACAAUGUGGUGGUUGUGGCUCGCCUUAUGGUAUUGAGAAUGACUCGCUGGAAGCGUUGCCUUGUGCGCAUAUCCUUCAUGCUAGAUGUGCCUACGACUUAUUUAGAAGAAGUAAAAAGAAGAUGAGGUCCUGCCCUGAAUGUGAUCGUACUAGUUCUCGUCUCUACCUGAACUGCAACGACUACAAUAUGACAUAUAGUCCGGUACCAUUAUCCAUAUGCUCCUCUGAUAGCCAUUGUACCUCCCACCAAGCAACUAGUUCCGUAUAAUACGCUUUUUCUACUCAUCAAUAAUGCCUGCUUUAACUGUUGAAUAGUUUUUCUAUUGAAAAUCUUGCAGUUUUGGAUGCCACAUUACGUAAAAACUGGAAAUCUGGUAGUUGCAAGUGAAAACUUCACACUGCGUUGAGACAGCCCAACCGCUGUCAGCGCCAUCUAUGAAAUAAUUGCCCAACUGCAAGACUGUCCAUAUUUGCCUUAAGAACCGCAGGUCGCAGUUGGCUGGCACGGCUUGUGGGUUGCAGGCUCAUAGGUUACCAAAUGGAAGACGCUUUUGGAACAACGGGCAUUGGUACAGGUUUAGUGCUAUUUUGCCAUUGGUUCCGAUAUGUGAGAAGUAUAUGCUGCCCUAGAGCAGAAAAGAACUCGAUAGGAUCAGCAAAGCGGCACGGAUAUUACGAAUCUUGAAAAGUGACAUUAUGUCGAUUUUUUUGACAUUAUGUAGAUUUUUCUACUAAAUGUUAACUUAGCAUUAGGUGAUGGAUACGUGGUGAACUCGUUUUGUAGUUGUACGUGUUGCCUACACGUCAUGGGGCUUUAGUUAUGAAUGUUUGGCUCUGAUGUGAUGUAGAAUCUGCUUCAGAGAUGGCAUUACUGGAGCUAUUGGCAAUACAUAGGUGCAUAGUGAGGAUUUGUGUGCCAGUAAUAUGUGUUCAUGAUAAUUCCAUUGGCUUCUUGUUUCAAAUACACUUACUUUUGAUUCAAAGCUAAAAAUUUGUUGCGCAUAAGAAAAUAAAAUCCCUGGUUGGUGAAGGAAUAGGUGAGAGGAUAUGCUACAGACAGGAGUAUUCAUGAAAGUGAAAAGGUUAUUACUUUUUAUUUCCAGUCAUUUAAAUAUAAUAGAAAUUUAUUUUGCAAUGUCAAUAGAAAAUACAAAUCAGCGCCAAAAUGUGAGGCACUGCGAAAAUGUUUGAUGCGUGAUGCGUCAUUACUAAUUUUUCUGUGAUGUGGCUUAAUUGCACACAACGCGGGAGCGGUGGCGACUUCUCAUAGUGCUCUUCAAAGUUUUUGAAAAUAUAAAAAACAGGAAAAAUCGUAAUUCAUAACUUUGAACAUAACCUGUCUUCAGAAAGGACAACAUAAAUAAAUAAUCCGUCGGGCCCAGCUAAUAGAUAUAUUUAAUUAGCAGCAUAUUCAGUAAUAAUUUUCUCACACCAGACCAAUACACAUAAUCAUCCAGAUGCGAUCGUGCUAUUCAACCAACUUUCUUUGUUUCACAUCUUCACAGAGAUGAAAACUACAGACUACUCGACUUCACAAGACAUAUGCAACCAAUAAUGCGUGUAGUUGAGUACAGUUUGAGGUUAGAAAUUACAAUUUGACAGUUGCAAUUACGUAAUAAGUAGUAGCAGUAUCCAAAUUUGCACAAGCUGACAAGAUUUGCAAUAAGAAUGAUAUUCAAAAAUAUGCAAAGGACUGAGGAUAAUAGAUGAAUUCUAGUUUUCAGGUCGCACAGUAUCUACUACUGUUACUGGUCGUGAAAUAUUCAGAUAGACAUUCUAGCUGUCUGAAGUCACACCAAGGUAUGAUAAAAAUGGUAAACAUGUAUAGCGAAAAGAUUUAUGUGUACGAUAGAAAUGUUUCUAAAAUCAUAUAGAUUUGUUUCAAUGGAAGACCAAAAGUUACAAUUAAAAUUCUAUAAAAAUGGACCAAACCUACAGAACCACGCCAUCCAUUGAAAAAUCACGUUAGGUACAUUUUUCUUCCAUCAGAAUGUGUGUGGUAGCAGAUAUUGUGUCUUCAUUAAAAUAUCAAUGCCUAUUCUAAUAGAUCCGAGGGUCAACCUUAUUUUCAAGGUCAAAUAUAAGGGUUGACCUGCCAGGGGGCUUUAGAACCGGCAUGUUUCCCCUACUCCGAUAAGUAACGUAUGUCUCCACUGGUAAUACACUAAUAUGAUGUACAUGUAGAAAUGUGCCAACAAUAUCUAAAUCAUUAGUUUUUUUAACGAAAAAGAUUUAACAAACAUAUUCAAUUUUUAUUUUGUUCUAUUUUACACAUUUUCAGAGACGUUUGCUUUGUUGUUUAUACAUCUUUACCUAGUUAAUAAAAAUUGUACUUAAAGAAAUCAAGGUGUAAAAUCACGUAUCUGUACUUGGAGAAUAUUGAAUAAAGUUAAGUUCAUUAACUGACAAAUAUAAUGUGAUAUCGAUGCUGUGGUUUCCACACUGAAAAUCGCUAUGUUUAUAUGGAAGCCAAAUGAAACCACAUAUUUUGUUAGAUUGACUGCUCAAUAAUGUUUGUCGUAUUAAAAAGCAUUAUUCACAUAACAAAAUUAUGAAAACUAUGAUCUUUAUAAAAAGAAGACAAAACCUUGAUUAUUCAAUGCAUCGUUAUUCUCCAACUACAGUGUUUAUAUAAAAAUUAAUCUGCGACCUUUGUGAUUUUUUUGCUUUAUAAUAUAAAUUCAAUUUUGUAAGGUUUUUACAUUCCCCUUUUGCAGUAGUAGAUAAGUUUUACUUUAUGUAUACCAAAGAAACUACGACAUAGACGAAUAAGUGAUAGUUGAUAAUUUUGUUAUUAGGGCUAAUGUCAGUACUUCAAUGAAAUUUCGAUGCAAUUACAAGCUUUCUUCUUCUCUAUAAUAGUGAUGUUUCUGUUAUUUAUAGUUAUUCUGCUGUUUUUCUUAACAUGGCUUGCUGAACUGGCCAAUUUAUCCAUUUGACUAUAACACUUGCCAUCAAAUUAGUAAGAGACACGAGACAGUAACCAUUCAGAAAGUGAUUUAUGUUACCGUAUAAGAAUUCAUCUAAUACCUCAUACUUUAAUUCACUAUAUAGCUAUACAGUAUUGUCAGGGAAUCAUUGCGACCAAGUAUUCAAUGUAUAUGAGAGAGAUACAGAAAGGAACCCAAAUGUUAGAGCGAGAGCAAAAACUAGGCGUGCUCGACGCAGAGGACAACGAGUCUGUGGACGGUUCAUCCUCGCUCUCGCUCUAAAAUAUGUGUUUCUCUCUGUCUCUCUUGCUUGUUCACGUUGAAUACUGGACCUAAACGAUUUUCUGCUGAUCUUGUAUAUGAUAUUUUGCUCAGUUCAGAAGCUAUGUUAAGCAGACUCGUUCUGGUUCAUAGACUAAAAAUGUAGAUAAUAAUGAUAAAAAAUAUAUUUCGAAUUUGCACUAAAAAAAUUGCACACGGGUUAUACAUUGGAAAUUUCAUCACAAUCCAAAGCUAAAGAUGAUACUUUCUUAAUUGCAACUUCAACAUAAUUUUUCAGUUACAUAUUCAUCAGGUUACGAUUUUAGGGGAAUUAAAUGUUUCCGUUGACCCUUUUUAAAUUAUUUUAGCAGUGCCUUCUUGGAUGUUUUUAAGGUUUUCUCAGAUUGUAAUGAAAAUUUCCAAACAAUUAGGUAAAUGAAAUAAAAUUUAAUCAACUACGAACAAUCAAU